UCGCUUUGCGGCAGUGUGGCGGAUAUGGCUUCUCAUUUCAGUGGAGUGCUGCAGCUGACUGAUCUGGAUGAUUUUAUAGGACCCUCGCAGGACUGUAUCAAGCCGAUUAAGGUAGAGAAGAAGGCUGGGAGGUCUGCUGCUAAGAUCCAGAUUGAAGAUGAUGGAAGCUAUUAUCAGAUUCAUCAGGACGGUGCCUCCCAAAAGCUGGAAAAAGCAAAGAUUACUCUCAAUGACUGCCUGGCGUGCAGCGGCUGCGUGACAUCAGCAGAAACGAUUUUAAUCUCCCAGCAGAGCCACGAGGAGCUCUACAAGAUCCUGAAACUGAACAAACAGGAAGAAGAUUCAUCUCAGCAUAAGCUGGUUGUAGUGUCUUUGUCCCCGCAGUCUCGAGCAUCUCUGGCGGCAAAAUUUAACCUGAGCAUCACAGACACAGCCAAAAAACUAACUUCUUUCUUCAAGCAGAUAGGAGUGCACCAUGUGUUUGACACCACUUUUGCGAGGAACUUCAGCCUUCUGGAGAGCCAGCAAGAAUUUAUUAAACGCUUCAAAAAACUAAAGGAGGAGAAAACUCUCCCCAUGCUGGCCUCCGCCUGCCCAGGAUGGAUCUGUUAUGCUGAGAAGACCCAUGGAAGCUUUAUAAUACCGUACAUCAGCAGCGUCAAGUCCCCACAGCAAGUGAUGGGAUCUCUCGUUAAAAAACACUUUGCACAAGAAAUGAAUUUAAAACCGAACCAGAUCUACCAUGUGACAGUGAUGCCUUGUUACGACAAGAAGCUGGAGGCUUCAAGACCAGAUUUUUAUGACUCGGAAUACGAGACACGGGAUGUUGAUUGCGUCAUCACAACUGGGGAAGUGUUGCGGAUGCUGGAACAAGAGGGAUUGUCUUUAUCAGAUGUGCUUCCAUCUCCUCUCGAUACAUUGUUCAGCAGUGUGACAGAAGACGAACCUCUAGGACACCAAGGUGGAGGAUCAGGUGGAUACUUGGAGCAUAUUUUUAAGCAUGCUGCACAAGAGCUUUUUGGCAUCCAAGUGGAUCAUAUCAUGUACAAGCCUUUAAAGAAUAAAGAUUUCCAAGAAGUGACGUUGGAGAAGGACGGCCAAGUGGUUUUACAGUUCGCAUUAGCUUAUGGCUUCCGAAACAUUCAGAACCUUGUCCAGAAGCUGAAAAGAGGACGGUGUACCUAUCACUAUGUGGAGGUUAUGGCUUGUCCCUCAGGUUGUUUGAAUGGUGGUGGUCAGAUCAAAGCAGAAGGAGAAGCCAGUAAGGACUUGCUGCAGAGAGUGGAGCAGUUGUACGAGUCUUUAAGAACUGAACAUCCAGAGAAUAGCAGUGAAGUACAGCAACUUUAUGAACAAUGGCUGGGGGGCAGCGAGUCUACCAGGGCAGAGCAGGCUCUCCACACUCAGUACCAUGCUGUUGAGAAGAUAAACACAGGGCUGAACUUAAAGUGGUGAAUGAGAGACAGUGAAAGGUGUCCAGGUGACCAGCAUAUGGGUUUAGAAUAUCUGUGACCUACCGGAUAGAAACGAAACCAAUCUCAAGCAAAUAAGGAUGCUUGUAUCUCUAAUGCACUAUUUCAUAUCAUAAUAUUUAUACGUUGGUCACUUUUUUUUCUGUCCCUUGAAUCUGUAAGGUUUCUGAUUGGAGAACACCGAAGUGGGAUUUUCAGUUACUAUUUUGGAAUCCGUAAUAAGGUGUGAUCUAUUUUAAAAUGAUUCAGCAACACCAUAAGUCAUCUGUGUA
Pelobates fuscus (common spadefoot toad) is the source of this 1744-nucleotide messenger RNA. It is a transcript of the gene CIAO3, whose product is annotated as cytosolic iron-sulfur assembly component 3. The transcript has 11 exons. Gene Ontology annotation, cellular component: cytosolic [4Fe-4S] assembly targeting complex. Lineage: Eukaryota; Metazoa; Chordata; Amphibia; Anura; Pelobatidae. Bases 25 to 1455 code for a protein of 476 amino acids. The record is from RefSeq and is a predicted model, not a curated record. Gene Ontology annotation, biological process: iron-sulfur cluster assembly.